Molecule: messenger RNA, 876 nt
Organism: Lottia gigantea (owl limpet)
Lineage: Eukaryota; Metazoa; Mollusca; Gastropoda; Lottiidae
Exons: 1
Source: RefSeq, a predicted model, not a curated record
UGUAAUCAAGGUUUUGCCUGUGAUCAAGGUUUUAACUGUAAUCGGGGUUUUAACUGUAAUCAGGGUUUUAUCUGUAAUCAAGGUUUUAACUGUAAUCAGGGUUUUAACUGUAAUCAAGGUUUUAUCUGUAAUCAAGGUUUUAACUGUGAUCAAGGUUUUGCCUGUGAUCAAGGUUUUAACUGUAAUCGGGGUUUUAACUGUGAUCAAGGUUUUAACUGUAAUCAAGGUUUUAUCUGUAAUCAAGGUUUUAUCUGUAAUCAAGGUUUUAUCUGUAAUCAAGGUUUUGCCUGUGAUCAAGGUUUUAACUGUAAUCAAGGUUUUAACUGUGAUCAAGGUUUUGCCUGUGAUCAAGGUUUUAACUGUAAUCGGGGUUUUAACUGUAAUCAAGGUUUUAACUGUAAUCAAGAUUUUACCUGUAAUCAAGGUUUUAACUGUAAUCAAGGUUUUAACUGUAAUCAAGGUUUUACCUGUGAUCAAGGUUUUAACUGUAAUCAAGGUUUUAACUGUAAUCAAGGUUUUGCCUGUGAUCAAGGUUUUGCCUGUGAUCAAGGUUUGAACUGUAAUCAAGGUUUUACCUGUGAUCAAGGUUUUAACUGUAAUCAAGGUUUUGCCUGUGAUCAAGGUUUUAACUGUAAUCAAGGUUUUAACUGUAAUCAAGAUUUUACCUGUGAUCAAGGUUUUAACUGUAAUCAGGGUUUUAACUGUAAUCAAAGUUUUACCUGUGAUCAAGGUUUUAACUGUAAUCAGAGUUUUAACUGUAAUCAAGGUUUUAACUGUAAUCAAGGUUUUAACUGUAAUCGAGGCAAGGUUUUAACUGUAAUCAAGGUUGAAAACCGUCAAAUCAUUCGGAUACCAGGAAUGUUUAAAAUGUUAUGA